CAUGAAAUGGACGAGUGCACAGGACUACCCAAGGAGAAGGCAGGGGAGUUUGAUGAGCUUCCCCCACCUUCUGGCGAGGAGACACAAUUUAUUUUCUUACGGCUCAACAUCUUAAGAGAGUACUUGGAAAAAGAACUGUGGAUGACUGGACUGCCCUUUCCGUUUGAUCUGGAGAGAGCCAUUGAUGAUUGGGUCUUCAUGUGUUUCUUCGUUGGGAAUGACUUCCUGCCUCAUUUGCCAUCGCUGCAGAUCAGGGAGGGUGCGAUAGAUAGAUUACAGAAGCUGUACAAGAAAGCUGUCUACAAAACAGGUGGUUACCUGACAGACAGCGGAAUUGUGAAUCUUGAGAGAGUACAGCUCAUCAUGACAGAUCUUGGUGAGGUGGAAGACGAGAUCUUCAAGCAGAGGAGACAGAAUGAACUCAACUUCAGACGGAAUCAGAAAGAGAGGAACAAACGCAUGAAACUGGACCAUAACUUUGUCAAGGGAAGCUUGCUUGAGCCACAGGCCAUUUCACGGAAUGUUACACGGACAAGUGCCAGGGAGAUUGUCAAUGCCCGGCAUAGCAGUACUGUAUCCCAGCAAGCAAACGUCGCAGCAGCCCAGGCUCUGAAAGCAACCUUUGCAUCAUCUGGGAGCACGGGGAACCAAUCCAGGGACGGUUUAGGGAUGAAGCGAUCCCAUGACGAUGAGGAGGAAGAUGAAUACGAGAAGCUGGACAAGACAGACACGGUCAAGCUAUGGGAGGAUGGAUGGAAGGAGAGAUACUACGAGCACAAGUUUGAUGUCCCAGGAGACGAUGAGGAAUUCUGCCACAAAGUGGCAGAGGCCUACAUUCUUGGGAUGUGCUGGGUACUUCGGUACUACUAUCAAGGCUGCCCAUCUUGGGAUUGGUACUAUCCGUAUCACUAUGCGCCGUUUGCGUCCGACUUCAACGAGGUGGCCAAGAUGCCGCAUGAGUUUGAGUUGGGUACCAAGCCGUUCAAGCCUCUAGAACAGCUGAUGAGUGUCUUCCCCGAAGCCAGUGGCAACUUCCUACCCCCGUCUUGGAGAGAACUCAUGGGCAGCAUUGAUUCACCAAUCAUCGACUUCUACCCUACCAACUUUCGCAUUGAUUUGAAUGGCAAGAAGUAUGCAUGGCAAGGUGUUGCCUUGUUACCCUUUGUGGAUGAGAAGCGCUUGUUGGAUACGCUUAAAGAAGUUUAUCCCAACCUCACCAAAGAUGAAAAGAAAAGGAACAGCCUGGGACCGGAUCGCCUGUUUGUCCAUAAGAACAAUGCCUUGUUCUCGUUUCUCAAAGAACUCUAUGACUCGGAUGCCUUGGAUAAGGACAAAAUCAAUGUCGACGUGGACCCCUCCCUAGCCAAUGGCAUGAGAGGCACCGUUGGUUAUGAUGAGUACAUCUGCUUCCCUGGAGGAACAAAGAAAUGUCCGGUGCCGGCACUGGAAGACGUCACACACAACAAUGUCCUAAGCGUAAGCUUUAAGGACCCACAGUACCCUGUAGGUCACCUGUUUCCUGCCAAGCAGUUACCUGGAGCCAAGCCUCCUGGCAAGGUCCUGAAGCCCGAAGAUUUUGACAGAGUGAAUCGGGGCGGUGGCAGAUACAGACCGCAGCUGGGUUUCCAAAGGGACAGCGGCUACCGAGGGGGGAGCUUCUCCAGUAUGACGGCCCAGCGUACCAUCAGGCAUAACGUUCCCUACGCCAGCGUGCCGCCGCCGCAGUCAUUUGCACGCAGCCGGCAACACCAAGGGGGUUACUACCAGCAGCAGCAACAGAAGCAGCGUGGCUACGGUCAGCAAAGUGGCUACGGCCAGCAAGGCGGCUAUGGCCAGAACCAGCAGCAGCGCGGAGGUUACCGAGGAAACUCCUACCAGAGCAGACAGGGCAACAACAAUGUGGGUUACAGUGGGCACCAGGGACAGUCACAAAGUGGUUACGGAGGGACUGGAUGGUCUCGUAGCAUUCAGGGCCAGCAGUCGGCCUACCAGCAGAAUCAGGCCAGGUACAGACAACAGCAGCAACAACAGCAUCAUCAGCCGCAGUAUGGACGCAGUGGAGGCUAUCACCAGGCCCAGCGUUCAUACCCUCUGCCCCCAUCCCAGCAUCAACGUCGCUACUGAGCUGUGGUGUCACCUGCUUCAUGCUAAGGUGUGGUGUACUGUAAGAUGGUUUGAUUUUCUUGAUUUUGCUUAGUGGAUGUACAUGUAGCUGUGUUCCAUCAGUUGGCAGUUCAGCCAAAUUUACAUUUUCAAAAGGUCAGCCUUCACUGGGUGAUAUACGAUUUCUUUUUCUCUCUUUUGUUAUCUACAGUGAAGUACAAAUAGUUUGAUCCACAGACAUUAGAAUUGCUGUAAGAAAACUUUAACAAUAUCUCACAGUUCAAUCAAAAUGACUACUGAAGAAUGUUUGGUUUCCUCCUAAAUCUUUUUCAAUUUCCAGCAUAUGCAUAAAAGCCAGAAAUCAGAGACCAUGUAAGAGAAUUUCAGAAAGAUUGUCUUUUAAGGGAAAUUUUGGUUAGGCCACCAAGUUCCUGGUUUCACUGUGAAUUUCAGUAAUUUGAAUAUUAAAGUGGCUUUACUCUGAUCCAGUGCCCAUGUACAUGUUAAGGCCAGUUUCCAAACCUUUGACUUCAUCUCCAACAAAUAGCUUUUAUCUCAGAUGACUCUGUCUUGGGCCUUGAUUAUGGGUUUAUUUGUCCAAAUGUUGCCACACGAAUGGUGAAUUGUGCACAGUGAAGCCAGAUUUGGUAGUAAUUUCAUUGGCUCAAGCAUGAAAGCUUGAAGUCAGACAAAGCCAUGGCUUGGAAGGUGGCCCAGACCAAAUAAAGGUUGUGCAUGGAAACCAUUGUUUGAGGGCUUUUGUUCCACAGGGGUACCGAUGGUCGGGUUCGGGCGGCCUUCUUGACACAUGUUUUGUGUUCUCGUGCUCGAACGGCAGAAACAUGACCCAAGAACACCAUUUUCGGAACAGGUUCACACACCACCUCCUUGUUAGGGUUUUACACAAACACACAGAAA
This is a messenger RNA of Acanthaster planci (crown-of-thorns starfish), 3021 nucleotides long. RefSeq names its product 5'-3' exoribonuclease 2 (gene xrn2). Gene Ontology annotation, molecular function: RNA binding; 5'-3' RNA exonuclease activity. Gene Ontology annotation, biological process: nuclear-transcribed mRNA catabolic process. NCBI's taxonomy places the organism in Eukaryota, Metazoa, Echinodermata, Asteroidea, Valvatida, Acanthasteridae. The record is from RefSeq and is a predicted model, not a curated record. Gene Ontology annotation, cellular component: nucleus.